Molecule: messenger RNA, 2226 nt
Organism: Pecten maximus
Lineage: Eukaryota; Metazoa; Mollusca; Bivalvia; Pectinida; Pectinidae
Product: ATP-dependent DNA helicase RecQ-like
Exons: 3
Coding region: 655-1476 (273 amino acids)
Biological process (GO): DNA repair; DNA recombination
Cellular component (GO): chromosome; cytoplasm
Molecular function (GO): 3'-5' DNA helicase activity; four-way junction helicase activity
Source: RefSeq, a predicted model, not a curated record
ACCUCGGCCGAUUCUCUACGGUCAUCUAACCUCGGAUGUAUCACGGUAUUUGAUAUGUAUAAACGCCGUGCAUUUGUGAUGCGGUCGCCGUAUCACUCAUUAUGGAUGAGUCUCCGCUGUGCAUAUAGAUCUCCAAAAUGGCGUCGUUCGAACAGUGUUUAAGUAUUUUCUCGAUAAUUGUCCUUUAUUUAAAGAAAACAACAUCACUUUGAAGGAGAAACAGAUUGAAACGUUGCGAGCAUUAUACGAUGAUCAUGACUGUGUAUCGGUAUUACCCACAGGCUACGGCAAAAGUGUGAUAUUUCAGCUGUUACCGUGGUUUUGUCAGCUGAAAAUGGAGAAACGGAAACCAAUGAGCGUGAUAGUCGUGUCCCCGCUGAAUUCCCUAAUCCAGGACCAAGUCAUUACAAUGAGGAAGAAGGGAUUUACUGCUUGCAGUUUGAACUUCACUGGUACUCAUGGCUCAACUUAUACAGAUGCGGAUUGCGAGAACGAUGAGGAACAGGAUCAUGAAUAUGUUGAAAUUGAUGUUCCAUUUGAGCAACUGGAGAGAGGAGACUUUUGCAUAAUUUAUUGUCAUCCAGAGUCGACUUCUUAGCUAGGUCUCAACUGUACCAAGAGAUCAUUUGUGCAGUAGUCAUAGAUGAAGUCCAUAUGGUUUCAGAAUGGGGAGAAGAAUUCCGUCCUGCAUUCCAGAAGCUUGGGGAGUUAAUGUGCAUUCUAGAGAAAGCUUUGCAUUUAAUUCUCACAGCAACUGCUACACCGAAAUCAAUUGCAAGUCUAUCUAAACAGCUGAAUUUGAAAAAUCCACCUGUUAUCAGUGAGAAUGUGGACCGUCCAAAGAUAUUUAUAGACAUUAGAACCAGAUUGCCAAACUCUCAUAAAUUUGACAAAUUUGAUGACUUGAUACAACCAGUGGCAACAGAAUUGCUGGAAAAAGGAGUUCAUUUUCCAGUAACCAUAAUGUAUGUGGAAAGUUUGGAAGCAUUGUCCUAUUUUUAUCAGUUUCUUUCGUGUAAACUUAAGGGUGCCAGCUAUGAUGGUGAGGAAAUUCCACAGAAUAGAAUAUAUGCCCAAUACCACAAAGAUUAUGCAGAGUCCAUGAAGAAAAUCACUAUUCAAGAACUGAUUAAAGAAACCCCUAAAGUCAGAUUAGUUUUGGCAACUGUUGCACUGGGAAUGGGGCUUAAUGCUCCAUGUGUUUCACGUAUCAUUCAUUGCAGGCCCCCAACAACCCUGGAGAAAUACCUACAAGAAAUCGGUCGUGCUGGACGCGUUGGACAACCGUCAGUGGCAAUUCUUUACUACAACAAAAAUUAUAUUGCAAAAAACAGAAUCGGUAUGACGGAAGAAAUGAGAAAGUUUUGUGAAAGUGAAACAUGUUAUAGAAUUAUUCUUGUGAAUUACUUUGGAUUUGAAAGUGUUGUUUUUUCAGGACCAAAGGAACAUUUUUGCCCCAUUUGUGGCAGAAAAUGACUCGUCGUUACUGACUGUAUAUAUGAUUUCUCACGUCAAGUGUAAUUUUAAGCAACUCGCUGCAUCUAGUGACAUACACAUCAUUCUUGUGGAUUCUGUUGCUGUAUAAAGUAGAUUCUUAAGACAAUUGUUCACAGGGAUUAUAUUUAAUGCCAGGUAUAGUGACACUCUCACUAUGUCAUGAUCACUUUUGCAGAGAUUAUUUCCUGUGAGAAACCAUUCAAUAACACUGUCACAAUAACACCAGUUUCAUUUGUUUGAUCUGAUGGAUAUAAACUGCCCGAUCACCAAUUGUUAGAUCUGGAAUCACUGAAUUUUGUUUGUGGUCAAGAUACUUCAGUUAUUACACAUUUCAAUUUAAAUUCACUUUAGAUUCUUUUACUCUGUACAGUAGACAUACCAAACAAAUACCUGAAUAUCUUUUAUGGGCAGGAAACAUUGUUUAUUCACCCCAAUAGAGCUGAAUUUACACAUUGUUUGGAAUGAACAUAUUUUCAUAAAAUGAUAAUGUUUCAGUUGUGGCUAAACUUUUUUACUCAAAUUUGGCUAAAGUUUUAACUUGGGGGCACCGGUAGGGGACAUGUAUUGGUCUAGCAAUACUCACAGAAUGCUUGUUUUAUUUAGCUUGGUAUUUACCCAUGUAUGACUAAUUAUUAUGUAAAAUCAUUCUGUCAUAUUUAUGUUUUGACAUCUUGCAAUUGCAUGUCCUUUGAAAAGGGCAAGAAUACAGAAUCACUGGCAAUCUGAAAA